AUGAGUGAAACGAAGGAGCGCUCAGCUAGUGUCGACUCCGAUGUUUCUUAUGAGAUUAUAGAAAUAGCUGAUUGCAAUGAUAGACUGAAAGGCUUUCUCGUGCGAGUUGCAGUCAUACUUGUUGUUCUUGGAUGCUGCUCAGGUGCUCUCAUUUGGUCUUUUGAGAAAGGAGAAUCAGGAGUUAACAAUGGUACUCAUUAUCGCAACAGCUCAUCAACCUUUUCCAUUUAUGUCGAUGAGUAUACUGUUAAGGAUGGAACUUAUACAGUGACUUUCAAAACUCCUGACAGCCCUAACAAUACAUUAGAGCAACCUGAGGUGUAUCCUUCAUUCUGGAUUCAAGACAAUGUCAACAAAAGAUUAGUUCAUAAAAAAGACAAUAUGACAACUGUUUUUUGCUAUCUAACUCAUGCUUACUGGAUCAGAUAUGAUAAAUAUGGAGAUGUUGUGAGUUGCAAAGAUGACCGAACAGUUUCUUACCAAACAUAUAUUGAUCGUUUGGGUUUGGCCAAUUUAACAAAAGAACAUUCAGCCAUUGAGGUAACUCAUAAUCAUGAAAAAGCAUAUGUUUACAAUGGUGAUCCAACAGAUGUUAUAAUGGAAGGAACUCCUCAGGAUGCUUUUCUCGUAACAGCUUAUGCUGAUGCUUACACGGGAGCUCUUCUAGGCUGGGACACAUAUUUCACGUCCUCCAAUAUUUCGAGAGUUUAUCAAAUAUCCUAUCGAUAUGAUAGUAUGACGCCUCAAACUCCUGAUAACAGUGAAUUCGAUCCUCCUGUGGAAUGUCAACCCGUAUAA
Messenger RNA from Auanema sp. JU1783, 798 nucleotides. NCBI's taxonomy places the organism in Eukaryota, Metazoa, Nematoda, Chromadorea, Rhabditida, Rhabditidae. The record is from the annotation of a GenBank genome assembly.